CGAUUUCGAUUAUCAUUAAUAUUAAUGCGGGGGUUGAUUUCGUCAGCAUAGGUCAGCAUGCGAUGUCUUCUCCGAAUUACAUUGCGUACUCGUCCCACACAAAUAUCUUUUCCCUUCCCCUAGAAGUCACCGAGCAAAUUCUAGUCGAAUGUGCCUUCUAUGGCCUACCAGAAGCAAUAGCGUCCUUUUCUCAGACAUGCCGAAUGUAUUUUGACCUUGUCUAUGGGGACACCGACAGCCACCUUUGGAGAGAGAUUUACCUUACGACCUUUGAUGACCCUAGGCCAAGGUUAAAUAUACUUAGACGACCAACUGCCUCGGAUCCUGCUGAGGGAAGAAACUAUGAGUGGAUGAAUGAAUACCAGCUUCGAAUUCGCGCUGGAAAACUGGUUCGAGGUACAACAGUGGAUCCACGUACACUUGCUUCCAGUCUUAAUGCGUUGUCGUCUACUGCAAUAUCUUUACCCCCACAGCUCCCGGACCUUAUAGAAAGUCCUCCCACCCGCGAUUCCGCUAGUAUUGCUUGGUUGAAGCGAGUGUUAUCUCAGGGCAUCCCGCCAGCGCUGGUCCGCCGUUUGACUUUUAGAAAAUCAGAUCAUGUUUUAUCAAUCCCUGAACGAAAUAUCAUGCAUCCCGGUUGGGAACAUUCUUCUGCAGGUCGGGCAUUCUACAAGCUUUUCUUCCUCAUUGGCCUUGAUGCCGUUUCAACCUCGGGGCAUGCGGAUGAAGAAGAAAGAUAUAAUCUCCGAAGCCGAACGCGAGAGAUUGAAGAGUCAACUGCAACGGAAGCGAAACAACGUGCUUUGGCGCGUACUGUUGCCAGACACCGAGUAUACAAUUUGCCUUACCUCUCGGCGGACCGAUGUUGGGGCCCAUUCCUACGAGCUCAAUCUCCACCUCCACCACCCGAUAAUGAUGAUGAUGAUCACCUUGUAUCAGGCAUAAGUAGUUCGUUCAAAAACGUUGAUGGGAAAGAACAGGAGGAGCCAGAGAAUUCGACUGCGAUGCUGCCAGUCGAGGGACCGAACCAUCGGCACAGGAGAACGUUCGAGUCCUCUACACAAGACCACAACGAUAAUCUGGUUCAAGUCGACAUGUCUUCCAUCCGGGCAAUAUUAGCCAAUUUUGACGAGCAUGACCUCCAAUUUUUGGACGAAGAUGAAGAUGCCGACCCGGACUAUGUCCCGGGUGUCAACCAAUAUCAUAGUGAAUCAGACACAGAAGAACACAGUGAAUCUGAAUUUGAACAAGAUGCCACGUCAGAAAUAUCCUUUUUCGACGAUGACGGAAACGAUGGGAAUUUCUUCGCUCCCACCUCCGGAUCACCCCAAAUAUUUCCUUCAAGACCUGAUCUCGUGUAUCCUGAUUGGGCUUUUCUUUCUGCUGCGCGUCUAGUCAUCACUGAGAAUCUGCGUGAGCGAUACGGAAGCAAUAUUCCAAUGUGGCCAUGGUUUACUACCACGGCUGCAGUCGAAGCAACGAGGGAAAUUCUACUACGAAUGGGUGUACCGUUGCCUCCGGAAUCGAAUAAUGACGGCGAUGGAGACGAAGAAGAUGAAGAUGAAAACGAUAGUAAGGCUGAGACCGGUGGCUGUAACGCUGAAAAUGAUUCUAGAAGCGGGUUUGAGGCUCUCAGGAUGGGCAGCGCUCCUGCUUUUUGGACAUGUCGAGGCGCCAAAGAAGGCUGGACGGGAAUCAAAGCCGAAGAGCAGGAGCAGGAGCAGGAAAUGUCAACACCUUGGAAAAAAGACAAAGAUGUCGAAUUUGUUGAUGGAUGGGAUUGGGCUGGUGCUGAGGGAAGAUGGAUGCGUGCAGUUUGUUGGAUGGAUUAUCGAGACUUGUUGUUUCACAAUGUAUGCUAUCCCUUAAUGCUCCCCCUUGGAACUACAACUGAACGUCCAUAAGCUUCAAACGUCAUAUCCGCGAGCCGCAAAUUACCACCAUGAAAUCGAAGAGACUUGUCGCGUCUUUCCUAUGACGCUCCGAGUAGUUGGGUUUUCUCGUGUUCCUGUACCGUUGGCCUUACCCGCAUCAUCUGGGUCAUAUCCACCGUCGAAGAUUUCUACGAAAUCCAAAGAGAAAGGAAAGGAA
Molecule: messenger RNA, 2091 nt
Organism: Lentinula edodes (shiitake mushroom)
Lineage: Eukaryota; Fungi; Basidiomycota; Agaricomycetes; Agaricales; Omphalotaceae
Exons: 5
Coding region: 63-1904 (613 amino acids)
Molecular function (GO): protein binding
Source: RefSeq, a predicted model, not a curated record